ACAUUAUCCCACAGGACUCCCAUCAACUAUCUACUGGUGAACCUGGCAACAGCAGACAUCUGCUACGCCACAUUCAUAAUCCCGACGAUUAUCUUGAGCCACAACGUCGGCCAUCCAAAGGGGAUUUUUGGAACAUUUCUGUGUGCAGUUAUAACCGGGGGAAGUUUCGGGGGAAGUUUCGCGUGGAUUGGAGGACUUGCGUCAAUGUUUACACUGCUUGUCAUUGCGUUUGAACGAUACUUUGCCGUAGUACAUCCCUAUGGAAACAGAGGAAAGCUAACUUUGCAGAGAUUGAAGGUUUGAUACUUUGAAAUACUAUGUGGCAUUAUCAGCAAAUUAUAUUCCUGUACGAACUUAGAUCAGUUUCCACGAUGACAGCUCUCUCUCCCGAAGAGGCUACCGUUAAGUAUUCCAGUAAAAAUAGAAAUAAUCGAAAAGUAGCAAGCGCGCAGGGGACGAUGGGAAGAGAGAAAACGCGGGAGGCCUUGCUUCCGCUUCCUUUCGUCCUUUCAUUUUCCCUAACCCCAGCCUCCCCUCCAUACGACACAAAGAGGACUCUGCGGAGGAGAGAGCGACGACAGAGUCGGCUUCUUGGUCUGUGAUUCACCUUUCUCAAUUCUUUUAUGUCUCCUUAGGUGAUUAUUCCUGGAAUCUGGAUCCUUGCACUAAUAGUUAACAUUCCAAUAUUUAUGAAGCGGAGCCGCUUUGUUGAAGAGGAUAGUUCCACCCCUUGCAUUUUUUUGUUGUCCAAAGAAAGCAUAAGAAAAUACCGCACGGUUUUUCUCUCAAUCUAUUGCCUCGUCAUGAUCCUGCUGGUCUUGAUCUACUCCAGAAUUGUGUACACAUUGUGGUUCAAGCAAAGUGGUAAUGCCGUACUCACAAAUCAGGUAGGACCCUUCGCUUUAUGCAAGGUAAUAUCAAGACAGUCUUGGAUUCUGGAUUCUGGAUUCCAGGUACUGAACUCCGGAUUCCAAUCAGUAGUGGGAUUCCGUAUUCCUUGAGCUGGAUUGACUCUAAAGCCCAAGUAAACAAAUUCCACAAGCAAAAAAAUUUCCUGGAUUUCAGAAUCUGUAUUCCCUUACAUGGGGCCAAAACCCUUAUCAGGACAAAUUAUUCGUCUGAGGACUACUCAUAAUAGUUUUAUAUGGAGAAAGUUCCGCUCCGAGGUCCAACCCUUCACCCUCUGACAGAAAAGGUACCCCUUUCGUAUACCCUCCAUUGAAAAAUAUAACCCCUCUAAAAUACCUAAUAAGAAUAAAUUACUGAAACUGGCCUAUUUUACUCAAUGGCGAGCUUGACUGGAUAGUUCUGAGACCAGCGAAUAAAAUCUAAAGUGAGACGCGCCUGUUAACGUCUGGUGUUAAAAUAAAGAGUUUAAGUUGGCUGAAGGUCGGACGCCGAGCCGUUACGUCCUACGCGUACUCAGUUAUCAGCUCAAUUUUUGGAAAAUUGACGGGUACCGGUUUCUACCCAUAACCAAGUUAUCAAUGAAAUUCUUUGGAUCUCAGAUACAGUUUUUUCUUAACUAACGCGAGAGUUGAAAAUGGUUUGUUCUUAUGUUGGUGUUUGGGUUGGCCAAAUUGGCCUGGUAAGGGACGUUAGGUUCUGUCUGUUUAUCUACGUUUAGUGGAUUCGCAAAAAAAUAAAUAAACAAAUAAAUAUCAGCUGUGUGAUCAGUCAUCCUCGGAGACCUAGGGGCAGUCAGUCGGCUCGGAAGAAAGGCACAACGAAAGUUUUCAAGAGUUAGCAGUUCAGACCUCUCAGUCAUAAUACAUACGUUAACAAGACCAAAAAGGUCAUUUAUUCUUAUGUAUUCUAAACGACACUGCUCAUAUCAAAGAUCAGCCUUAAAUCUUCAGUCUUCAGAUUACUUCUGAUUUAACCCUUAUGGGUAGCAACUCUUUUUUUUCGGCACAAGUUACAUUACUAACUUUGUUUAUUCACUGUUUUCUCAACCAAUCGCGUGAGAUCUUCCGAGAGCUGCAAGGUCGCACAGCUAUAUUGUAAGCUUGGGUGACCUGUGGCUUAUCAAUCGUUUUGUACACAGGGUGUAUUGAGGUUGAGGAAGCGAGUGACCUUGAUGGUUGUAACCGUGAGCGCCAUUCUUGUAAUAUCUUGGGGAGCAGAUGCGAUACUCCAUCUGUUAGACGAACAUGCUGCUGACUCCGUGAAACUGAGUCCUUUAGCUAUUCCUAUCGCGCACACGAUGCUGUUGUUCAACUCAGCUAUCAAUCCAUUUGCGUACGCUCUGCUGAACCAAAGAUUCAGGAAAAAGAUGAGGCAGAUGAUACGAUCACGUUCCUUUGCAACAAGGAUUGGUGCUAUGUUCAUGAGACGGGGUGAAUCACAGGACAACGACACUGGUCACACCACUGGAAGCAUUCAAAUGACACAGCAAGACCAACUGCGUGAAAGGGCGGCGACAAUUUCCCGGGAAAAUGUAUUAUGA
Porites lobata is the source of this 2449-nucleotide messenger RNA. Lineage: Eukaryota; Metazoa; Cnidaria; Anthozoa; Scleractinia; Poritidae. The record is from the annotation of a GenBank genome assembly.